AUAGUUAGAACGCCCUUUGGCUGUAACUUAACCUUUUAUCCAAAACUAUAAUAUAUCGAUUAAAAAUGUAUUGUUAGUAAUUUUGUGAAAAAAAUCAUUAUGAGUACAUGAAUAAUUAAAAUUACCUAUACCUAAUUAAAAUAUUCUGUGAAUUGUCCAAAAUGGCUCGGAAGGUGAUUUUGAUGAUUAUUUUUAUUUUUGAAUGUCUUCUAGCCGAAGGUAUAAUACUGGUGGUGCCCGAGGAUGUCCCAGCUGGAUUUGCAGCCAUCUAUGGAUUCUCCCCUCGACUUAAAUUUGGUAACGAUCAACGCGUCGGUUUCGGAUUCCGUUUUGGCAACCACGCUGAUUUCCAGCUACUGUACGAGUUCGGACCGCAGCUCGUGACAAAGCCCCUAGCUAAGACCAAUCGUAUUCGAUCCGCGUCGUACACUUGUAUAGUGAGAAGACGUCCACUGCUGGACUUCCUCGUGAACCUCGGCCUCGUGAAGCAGAUCUCGUACAGAUACAACGUAGUCACCGACAGCACCGAGGUCGCUGAUGAUGAACCCAGAUAGUUUUGGAUUUAACUGUCAUACUAUCACUAAUACUAGAACAAAUCGCCUACAAUCUCUUUUUUGGGUAGUUGUGUAAGAGAUUCUCAAUUUUCCUAUAUUUUAUGCGUGUCUGUGUAAUUAUUAUUAUUAUCUUUAAAAAUUCUAAACCCAUUACGAUAUUUUUUAUGUGAAACAAAAUCGUAAAAUACUUUAUAUAAAUAUUUAAUAUCUACUUUGCUAUUUUAUUUCAAAAUGCAUCUUCUGGUGCGGUACUUGUAAUGUAAUCUUAGUAAAUGUAAUCUUACAUUUGAGAACUUACGACGUUAAAUAAGAUUUUUAUGUUAACAUACAACUAAAUGAUUUCGAAGCACUAAAUAUCCUCACACAAUUUUUCGAUACCUAUUUUUUAAUUGACUUUAAAAAAGAAGGAGUUUCGUUCGGAUGUAUUUUAUUUUACAUCAGAAUACCAACAUUUAUAAACCGCUAUGGAAAACUUUUAUCUGAAAAGGUUUACUUAUAGAUUGGUAUCAUGGCAAUUUUAUCAAAAUCGGUGCAGUAAUUUAGUUAUAAAAUAAAAAUUAUUAUUUUUGCCACGACUGAAGUUGGUGUUUAUUUUAUUUUGUACGACUACUACUAUUUAUUUUUGUUGUUUGUCAUAUUGUCUAAGUGAAACGUUCUUAUAAGAUCGCAUUAUGGCAUAGUAAGAUUACAUGUCUACCCGUAUGUGUGUCACGGCUAUUCUUCUCAGUAACUGCUAAGUACAUUGCAAUAGAGAAAUCUGUCAACAUGAAGUUUAACACACUUAACAAAUUAAAAGUAUUAAAUAAAAAUAUGAAAUAAUAUUUUAAUUAUACACAAAUUACAUCGAAUUACCUACGUAAA
Messenger RNA from Galleria mellonella (greater wax moth), 1415 nucleotides. RefSeq lists its product as uncharacterized. The transcript has 4 exons. Bases 162 to 554 code for a protein of 130 amino acids. Lineage: Eukaryota; Metazoa; Arthropoda; Insecta; Lepidoptera; Pyralidae. The record is from RefSeq and is a predicted model, not a curated record.